Molecule: messenger RNA, 6795 nt
Organism: Danaus chrysippus (African queen)
Lineage: Eukaryota; Metazoa; Arthropoda; Insecta; Lepidoptera; Nymphalidae
Source: the annotation of a GenBank genome assembly
AUGUGGAAAGAGUGGCGCUGGCUCGUACUGAUCCUCAAUACUGUUGCUGCUUUGUCACCUGUCAUUAAAAUAGAAAUAAAAACUAGAACACAUUUUGCGAUAUUGUGUAGUAGACUUUAUAUAAAAGCAAUUUUUCCAGGAGCUAUAUUCACUGAAGAAGCUCGCGGUGGUAGUUCAGAGUUGGCUUUCAAGUACGCGGUGUACAGGAUAAAUAAAGAAAGAAAUUUACUGCCGGAGAGCACCCUCGUGUACGACAUACAGUACACUACUGCCAGAGACUCCUUCAGGACAUACAAGAAAGCUUGCACUCAAAUAAAAUCCGGUGCUAUAGCAAUCUUUAGCAGUGCUGGGCCACUGCUUGGUUCUACUCUGUCAGCUAUGUGUCGUACUCUGCACGCACCACAUUUAACAGUCGCCCCCCAUGUGGUUGAGAGUCCAAACACAACAGACUACACGAUCAAUCUAUACCCAUCUAGAGAACUUUUGGACACAGCGUUCGUUGACCUCACCGCUUUCCUAAACUGGACGAGGAUGGGUAUUAUAUAUGAGGAUUACGGAAGCGGGGAAUUAAACAUAGUGCGCCUGGCGAGAGAUGGUCGCGAUAUGUACGCCGUGAGGUGUGAGUCACGUGACUACAGACGUGCGCUCGCGCAGCUGAAGGCUCAGGAUAUAAAGCAUAUUAUUGUUGACACUGACCCGAAGCAUUUGAGGCUACUUUCGAGGGCUAUCUUGCAGUUGCAAAUGAACAACGAAAACUAUCACUACAUAUUCACGACGUUCGAUAUGGAGUUAUUUGACCUGGAAGAUUUUCUUUAUAAUCGCGUCAAUAUGAGCGGCUGGCGUUUAGUAGAUCGGGACUCAGAUAAAGUUAAGGAUGUGCUUACAGUUAUGGAGAAAUUCCAUCCUAUUGGAGCAUCAAUACUCAGUGGUGGCCAUAUUAAGACGGAACCGGCACUUCUCUACGACGCAGUCCAAAUCCUUGCGUUAGCGCUAGCUUCGACUCGCGAUGUUAGCGCCACUAACGCAUCUUGCGACACGGAAACAACUAUUGCACACGGCAGUGAGCUUUUGGAGAACAUAAAUAAGGUCCAAGCACACGGUCUGACUGGUCCUAUCGCAUUUACCAACGGCAACCGUAAUACAUUCAAUCUUCAGUUAAUGAGAUUAUCAGCGGAACGUAAGGCUGCUGUGUUAGCAGGGCAUUGGACCAAAAAAGGGGGUUUGGAAGUCACUGACCCCGCUGCAUAUAGAAGAGACCCACCACCGAAUGUUACACUUACUGUGGUUACUGUAGAGGAGAAACCUUACGUUAUGGUGAAGGAAGGAUGGAAUCUUCAAGGUAACGCUCGUUUUGAGGGUUUCUGUAUUGAUCUGCUAGCGAGAGUAGCUGCACGCGCUGGGUUCAGCUAUAGACUACGACUGGUUCCUGGAAAUGUGUACGGAGCGAGGGAUCCCGCGACGGGACAAUGGAAUGGAAUAGUUAGAGAACUUGUGGAUCGGAAAGCUGACAUCGCGGUAGCCUCAAUGACUAUAAACUAUGCUCGAGAAGCGGUCAUAGACUUCACCAAGCCAUUCAUGAAUUUAGGAAUUGGAAUACUCUUCAAGGUGCCUUCAUCACAACCGACUCGUCUGUUCAGUUUCUUAAAUCCGUUGGCAGUUGAGAUCUGGCUGUACGUCCUCGCUGCCUACAUACUAGUCAGCUUCACGCUUUUCGUGAUGGCCAGAUUUUCGCCUUAUGAAUGGUCCUCAAGCACUCAUAUAUGCGGUCACGAAACCAAACUGCUAACGAAUCAGUUUAGUGUUUGCAACUCAUUCUGGUUCAUCACCGGAACUUUCCUAAGACAGGGUUCUGGUUUGAAUCCUAAGGCAACAUCGACUCGAAUAGUUGGCGGCAUCUGGUGGUUCUUUACGCUGAUCAUUCUGUCUUCGUAUACUGCUAAUUUGGCAGCAUUUCUGACCGUGGAGCGAACAGUGCUGCCCAUACAGAGUGCUGCUGAUCUUGCAGCACAGAACAGCGUGCAGUACGGAACGUUGAGUGGAGGAUCCACUAUGACUUUCUUUAGGGACUCAAACAUAGAUAUAUAUCAGCGUAUGUGGGAUCAUAUGUCACGCGCUUCACCUCCUGCGUUAGUAGCGUCAUAUGAGGAGGGCGUGCGUCGAGUGUUAGCGGGUAAUUACGCUUUUCUUAUGGAAUCAACUAUGUUGGACCACCGCGUGCAAAGAGACUGCAACCUUACUCAAGUCGGCGGGCUACUAGACUCUAAGGGUUACGGAAUAGCCACUUGGAAAGGUAGCCCAUGGAGAGAUAAAAUAUCACUCGCAAUAUUAGAGUUACAAGAAAAGGGGGUUAUUCAGAUAUUAUACGAUAAAUGGUGGAAAAAUACUGGCGAUGUGUGCAACCGGGACGGCAAGGAUAGCAAGGCGAAUCCAUUAGGAGUACAAAAUAUUGGUGGUGUUUUCGUGACAUUACUGUGCGGUCUCGUGCUUGCGAUAGUUGUCGCUAUUCUUGAAUUCUGUUGGAACACAAAGAAAAAUGCAUCACAAGGAAGACAGUCGCUCUGUAGUGAAAUGGGUCAGGAGCUAAGCGCUGCUCUUCGCGGCGGUAAGACUCGCUCUGCCCCCCGACCUUGCUGCACGCGUUGUGAUCGCGGCACACAUGUACCAACGGGAGAUGUUUGUGAGUACUGUCGAGUUGAAGGAGUUGAGAUGGUCAUAGCGGUCAGCGCGGCGCGGCGCAUCCGCCCCCGCGUCACCCGCGCCCGCGUCCGCUCUACGAAGACCUCCAGGUUCCUACAGCACACUGAAACGAACAACCUCAUACGUUCUCAAAGAACCUCGAGAGAAAAAACAUGUUCAGAUUAUAGCUUAGAUAAUGUAUGCACUCUCUCCCUGGCUUCGGCGACGGGAAUACAAAUGCUUUUUCCCGAUCUGAAACAAUACAAUUUCGUUGUCAAAACAAAUAUAUCAACGGGAGUGGCUCACAGGGAUUCUUAUUGGACUUUGGAGGGCAGACUAGUUGUUCUUGUGGAUGAUAAUUAUUAUACAACAGUUCAAUGUAAAUUGGAAGAUUUGAAGACAUCUGUGUACAGUUAUAACACCGGUUUUUCAUCGUAUCACACCCCAGAAGCGGCGAGGGAAUUGGAAGAGCCGUGGAAAAUUAUUUAUCAGGAGAACGGCUUCAUAAGUGCAAUACAGCAUUUACCAAACGAAAAAGUUUGGGUGACCAAUAUAAAGAGAGCCAUAUCUGUUAACUUUCAAUUGAAAAAGGACACCGGUUCUUAUACAAAUGAAGAGCCAUGCUUGUACGAGAGUUGUGUUAUGGUGUACUCGGUGCAAGGGAACACAAUCAAGAAGUAUAACUCCUAUCAGAAAGCCUCUAUGACAUCACAGACGAGCUGGAGUUCCGUACCUUGGAGUGGAGAUUACGGGAGGGGGGUGCCUGAGAAUAUAGCGACGUCGCAACGCGUGUAUGAUCUUGAUGAAAAGGGUCUGAACUGUUUGAAUAUGAAAGGUCUGUUUGAGUACAUAGUGGACGGACAUGUGCUCACGGUUACGACUGAGCUAUCCCUCUACCGUGAUUCGGAAUCAUCUUUGCCGGCAAAAAAAUAUGUAUUAGAAGGAGCUCAAGUCAGCAGCAUACAAUACAUUGCUGGCGGUUUCGAUGAUCCUACGAAUGGAAUAAAAAUUAUAUCUCAAGAAGAGUUGAAGAAUAAAACUUAUGAGAUUUUGCUUAAAAUAGCAACUAAAGGAAUAGACGCUGAUAAUAUUGUCAAAGAUGCAACGCUUAUACACAGCAUGGAUUUCAUUGACCUGAUAAAUACAGUAACAAAACUAUCAUAUACGACACUCGUCAAACUUUUCGAAGAUUUAGUCCUGGGCACUAGUUACGACUUGGAGACAGCAAGAAAUAUCUUCCUAGAAGUAAUUCCGCACGGAAGGAGCAAUGCUUGUGCAAAAUUUAUAAAAUACCUUGUUGUUAAGGAAAAGGAGAAUAUAGAAGAUGCAACAAUUCUAUCACUGAUUCGUAAGCUGCCAUUCAACAUAGCGAACCACAGUCAGGCGCUUCUUGAGGACAUGGAAACUCUCAGCAAGUUGGGUCUGGACUUCCCUCAAGAGAUAAGACAUGCUGGGAUACUAUCAUUUGCGAUAAUGGUGUCACAUUGCGUGGAGGCUAUGAAGGUCAAACAGGACUAUUUUGACAGCAUUGUAGUCAAAUACUUUAGAAUGUACAGCGACUGUCCUCAAUAUCUGGAUCGUCUCAUUUGGCUCCAAGGACUUUGCAGUUUGGGUUACACAUCAGAGUCAUAUAUACGGACGAUAUACGCUGACAAAACAAGAAAUAGGCAUGAAAGAUUGUGGGCAUCACUGGCUUGUGGACAAGAUACCAGAGGAUUUAAUGUCUUAGAAACUUCUUUGCCAAUCUUAAUGGAUGACAACGAGCACAUCCAACUUCGUAUAUCAGCUCUCCACGCCAUUCUUAGCUCGGGGAUAAGAGAAAGUGACUUUCUUUUCCUCCACAACUGGAUAUCUACUAGCCGACCUGAGCUCCAGAGAUUCUGGUACUCAACUGUCAAGAGCCUUGAAAGCAACAAAUUCCCUAAGUAUAGAACCAUAUCAGAUUACAUUCCGUUCGUCUCAAAGGACGUCGUUAACCCUGACUCAUCACUGUGGGGCACCAACAACUACAUCGUCAGUGGUGAUGAGCUUAGUGGCUGGGUUCAGGUGAUGACUGUUGGAAACCCAGCUCCAACCCUUGCAGCGCUGUCUGUUUCUACUGGAGGACGACGGGCCUAUCAGGCCUCGGUAUACAUUAUAGCUGAAGGAGUGCAGGUUGAUAAAGUGAGGAAGUGGAAACAAAGUGAUCUCAAAGUCGAUAAUUUAUUAAAAAUCCUGGAGAGAUUGAAUGUGCGGAAUUUGAAGACAUCAGAAGAAGUUCACAUAGACGUUGUUAUUAAAGUUCAGGACAAAACAGUUUAUGCCACGCACAUCAACCAGACGAGGUUUGAAUCAUGGAACGGAUACGAUUUGACGAAAUCGAUCACGGAGUUUUUGAGAUUCGGCAGUCACAUAAACCAACAAAUAGCAUACUAUCCAAUCCAGAUUGAUGUCAAUGUACCCAGCGAUUUAGGCACACCCAUCCGCCUUCAGUCAUCUGUGGUAACCUUUACUUCGAUUCGAGGAAACCUCACCUCCAACCCGGACAGCGGACUUGCACUAGAUUGGGUUAACGACUUACAUAUACGACAUCAAGCGACAAUAACAACAGCGCUAUCAACAAUCGCGCCGUUACUGCAAUCGGAACACGAAGUACGAGUCCAGCGUUCCGCGGUGGCGCAUCUACCAAUCAAAUUUAACGUCACUAUGGAACAAUAUGCUAAGUCUAUAGCUUUAACCUGGUUGAAUCCAUUCGCUCAACGUGCCGGUUUCGCCAUCCACUCCUGGAUCCAAGUACACAUGGACGCCAGGCAGCCUGAUCUGUACACAAUCUCCAGUGGAAUUACUACUGAUGAUGACAGUGGCAUCUUCUUCGACUGUGAGAGAAAGACUUCAGGCGCUGAGGUGGUUGAGAAAUAUAUCAUGUCCAAGUUCAUGAGCUAUGAUCUGUUUCCAACCAAACAUAUCCUUAAUACAAUAUCUCGCUUCAUAACCUCUUGUGGAGUGAUCAUACCUCCCAAUCGACCUGUGGGCGGGGAAGACGAAAUGGUUCACGUGGAAUUUACCCUAGGAGACAUUGUGUUCCAGAAAGUGGAUAAGAUAGAAAUGGAAUUUGACUUCAUGUUGAAGUAUUAUAGUAUAAAUGAUCCAAAUAAACAGAUUUACCUAAAAAUUGAUUCCAAUACCAAAAUAAAGAGCGCGGGGAGGAAUCUUUUUAUCAAAUGGUUCUUGUACGUCAACCAGCCAUACUCUUUGGAUCCGAAGAAGAAGUUUUGGAAGCUUUGUUAUACCCAAAAAGACACGAGCCACGCCCCAUCCGACCAAGACAUCACCAUCAAUCCAUCUUCAUACCACGGGACAUCGAAGAUAUUGUAUCAGACAUCAGACGAAUACAACCAAUGUGAUCCAAAUGAGACAAGACUUAAUGAGUCCAUUGAGACAAAACUUCAGUUGAACUACAAAGGAACGCCGAGAAACGACAGAGGGACCAUCGAAAGAUAUGUCGAAGUUGACAUUUUGGGAGAGAAUUUGCAUAACUUCGAUCUGCUGCAUAAUUUGGGCUACGGAGUCAAGACGCCAGUCGCUCAAUUGUUAGGAAGCUUCGACAAGAACAAAAUUAAUACUACAUCAGUUAUUAAGGAAAAAGAUGGUAUAGCAUCUAUUCGUGUGAAUGGUGGUGUUGAGGUGGAAAUGUAUGUGGGAGGUCUAUCCUGGCUGUUGGAUAGCUGGACGGCCAUGCAGCUCAUGAGGAGGUUUGGAUUGUAUCGUGAAUGUCGUCUUCAAGAAUCCACGGUCCAGAUGCUGUCAGGUUCUGUGGAACAGCUGCAACCUCUACAGUGUUCAGAAAGCCUGGUACUUGCUGAUUGCUCUGUGUCUCCGAGGUUCGUCAUUCUCCGGAAACAAGACGGCGGUAUUCAACUGUACGACGGGGACUAUCCAUCUAAAAAUGCAACGAGCGUACAUUCUUCAAAAGUCACGGAUUAUAAGUCCAUCUUGGAAGUUGGAACAAAAAUCCUUUCAGAAUCGACAGGUGUACUCCUGUAUAAGAGAUUUAAUGAGACAGUGAUCUUAUUGCCAUCUUCCUACAUGCAUUCAGUGUGCGGAGAAUGCGCUGGACAUACGAAAUAUAAUAAUUGUUAA